AUGUCAAACUUCUUUGACAAAGUGAAUAUCAAAUCCAAAUCCAAAGAUAUGGACACAAUUCCACCAAACAAGGGAUUCAUAAUUUCCUCUUUCCCCAAUCUUGUAGACAGCUCAGAUUUCAAAUCUGAUUUUGUUUGGGGUGCUGCCACUUCUGCUUAUCAGAUUGAAGGUGCUGCAUCUGAAGGUGGUAGAGGUCCAUGCAUUUGGGAUAUCUUCAGCCAGAAGCACCCUGAUGCCAUCAUUAAUGGUGAUAAUGGAAACAAUGGUACUGAGGCUUAUUAUAAAUACAAAGAGGAUGUGCAAAUGAUGAAGAAAAUGGGUGUAAAUUCCUAUAGAUUCUCAAUUUCAUGGAGUAGAAUACUCCCAGGUGGAAAACUAAGCAAGGGCAUCAACAAAGAAGGUGUUGAUUACUACAAUAACCUGAUUAAUGAGCUCAUAAGCAAUGGAAUUACGCCAUAUAUCACUCUUUUCCAUUGGGACACUCCCGAAGCCCUGGAAGAAGAAUACAUGGGCUUCUUAAAUGAAAAGAUCAUGCAAGUUGAAAGAAUUACUCCAAAUCGUACUUUUAUAACUUUUGAUUUUUCCAAACCACAACCACAACCUCAAACUAAUUAG
Messenger RNA from Lactuca saligna, 615 nucleotides. Lineage: Eukaryota; Viridiplantae; Streptophyta; Magnoliopsida; Asterales; Asteraceae. The record is from the annotation of a GenBank genome assembly.